UGGGAUGAUACCUCAAGAGAUAGGGAUGCUUAAAUCUCUCACUGACUUUGUUUUGAGUGAAAAUAAUUUCUCUGGUCCAAUCCCUACUUCCAUAGGAAACUUGACCAACUUAUCCACUCUUUAUCUCUAUCAAAAUAUGUUUUCUGGGAUGAUACCUCAAGAGAUAGGGAUGCUUAAAUUUCUCACUUCCUUUGACUUGAGUCAAAAUAUAUUCUCUGGUUCAAUCCCUCCUUCAAUCGGAAACAUGACAAAGCUUAUGGCGUUAAAACUUAACCAUAAUCGUUUGUUAGGGCCAAUUCCUUCAACUCUCAACAAUCUUACUCAUUUGCAGUCAUUACAAUUAGGAUAUAACCAUCUCAGUGGUCCAUUACCUGAGAAUGUAUGCAAAGGUGGACAGCUCGCAUAUCUUUCGGUGAUCAACAACAAUCUGACGGGUCUUAUCCCACCAAGAUUGAAAAACUGCAAAAGUUUAUACAGAGGAAGGCUUGAAGGAAACUACUUCACAGGAAAUAUAUCAGAAGCUUUUGAUGUGUAUCCGAAUUUAAGUUAUAUUGCAUUAAGCAAUAACAGAUUUUAUGGUGAACUUUCUCCAAAGUGGGGGCAAUGCCAUAAUCUAACAAGCCUACAAAUCUCCAAUAACAACAUUUCUGGAAAGAUGCCGACUGAGUUGAGACAUGCAACUCAGUUACAGGAACUCGAUCUCUCUUCAAAUCAUCUUGUUGGUGAGAUUCCCAAGGAAUUAGGAGCAUUGACAUUGAUGUUCCGUCUUCUGCUAAGUGGUAACCAACUUUCAGGCAAAAUUCCACCAGAGAUUGGAGUUCUUUCAAAUCUACAACAUCUUAACUUGGCAUCAAACAAUUUGAGUGGACCGAUUCCUAAUCAACUUGGAGACUGCUCAAAGUUAUUGGACCUGAAUUUGAGCAAGAAUAAACUUGGAGAAAGCAUUCCAUUUUCAGUAAGCUAAUAAAUGGUCUUGAAA
Messenger RNA from Durio zibethinus, 979 nucleotides. Lineage: Eukaryota; Viridiplantae; Streptophyta; Magnoliopsida; Malvales; Malvaceae. The record is from RefSeq and is a predicted model, not a curated record.